AUGUAUUCAAAUAUAAAAUCAUUUCAAGUGAAAUUAAAAUUAUUACACAAACAUAUUAAUGAACAGCACUUGGAUCAUUUCGUAUGUUGUAAAAUUGUAUUAGAAUCAACCAAAUCAACUUUUAAUUGGGAAACUACAAAAAUUAUUUUUUUAAAUAUAAUUGAAAACCUACAAAAUGAAUUUUCAAUACGAUUUUCUGAUUUUUACUUACAAGAGAAUAAAAUCAAAUUGUUUCAAAACCCUUUUUCUGUCGACAUUGUCGAUGUUGAAUCUAAUUUACAGAUGGAAGUCAUAGAAUUGCAAAACAACAAUAUUCUUAAAAAUGCUUUUAAAGAAAGUAAUGACCUAAAAAUAUUUUAUUCAAGUCUUUCUGAAAUAGAUUUUAAAGGCAUUAAAAGUUUUGCUAAAAAAAUUAUUACUGCUUUUGGUAGCACAAAUAUUUGUGAGCAGACAUUCUCAAUACUUAAAUUUCGAAAAAAUAAAUAUUGUUCACGAUUAAGCGAUGAACACUUGAAUGCUGUUUUAAGGAUAUCAACAUCCAAUAUAAAAGAGGAUAUAAAUGAAUUGGCGGGAAAAAUUCAACCUCAAAAAUCACACUCAUUUAUAGUAACUUAA
This is a messenger RNA of Macrosiphum euphorbiae (potato aphid), 615 nucleotides long. Lineage: Eukaryota; Metazoa; Arthropoda; Insecta; Hemiptera; Aphididae. The record is from the annotation of a GenBank genome assembly.